This is a messenger RNA of Zygosaccharomyces rouxii, 1083 nucleotides long. RefSeq names its product endonuclease III domain-containing protein. Gene Ontology annotation, molecular function: DNA-(apurinic or apyrimidinic site) endonuclease activity; 4 iron, 4 sulfur cluster binding; oxidized pyrimidine nucleobase lesion DNA N-glycosylase activity. Gene Ontology annotation, cellular component: nucleus. NCBI's taxonomy places the organism in Eukaryota, Fungi, Ascomycota, Saccharomycetes, Saccharomycetales, Saccharomycetaceae. The record is from RefSeq and is a predicted model, not a curated record. Bases 1 to 1083 code for a protein of 360 amino acids. Gene Ontology annotation, biological process: nucleotide-excision repair; base-excision repair; base-excision repair, AP site formation. The transcript has a single exon.
AUGGGUAGAGUUAAACGUGAACGUGAACAUGUGGAAGUAUCCAUAGAAGGAGCUGAAGUGAAAUCCAAGUAUUUUGAAAAGAAGCCAAAGCUGAUGCAUCAGCAAGUGAACCCUGAUGUGGAUUAUAUCAAAAACUUAGAUUCUAAAGCAUAUUUCCAGUACAUUAAAGAACUGACAGAUGAUUCUCCAGAACGUUGGAGUCGACCCCUAGACUCAAGCAUAUUCGUAUCUCGACCUGGAUGCGAACCAUUACCAAGCAAUUUCAAGACGAUUUACUGUAAAAUUAGGCUGAUGAGAUCUAAACUGAUGACACCUGUGGAUACCGUUGGUUGUGCAUCAUUGCCAAUAACAGUUAGCGGUCACUGCGGUAUUGAACAAGUGGAUAUUGAGCCUAAAAAUUAUCGAUUACAACUUUUAACAGCUUUAAUGCUCUCUUCACAGACAAAGGAUGAAGUUACUGCACAGGCAAUGGAAAAUAUUAUGCAAUAUUCGAUGGAAGAGUUUAAGAUCACUCAAGGUAUUACUUUAGAGACAUUACUUAGGAUUGAUGAGAAGAAGUUGGAUGAAUUGAUUAAAUCUGUUGGAUUUCAUACAAGGAAGGCAAAAUAUGUGAAGCAAAUGGCACAAAUCUUAGUUAAUACAUUUGACUCUGAUAUACCAACGGAUCUACCAGGUAUAUUAUCUCUUCCUGGUGUAGGGCCCAAGAUGGGGAUACUAGCAUUGCAAAAGGCUUGGGGUAAAAUGGAUGGGAUUGGUGUUGAUCUUCACGUCGAUAGGUUAUGUAAAAUGUGGGGAUGGGUUGAUGCCAAGAAAUGCAAGACUCCAGAACAUACUAGGAAACAAUUAGAAUCGUGGUUACCUCGAGAAUUGUGGUAUGAAAUCAAUCCGUUAUUGGUUGGAUUCGGUCAGGUAAUUUGCAUGUCAAGAGGAAAAAGGUGUGAUUUAUGUUUGGCAAAUGACGUUUGUAAUGCUGUUGAUCCAAAGAUAAUGAAUAAAAAAGCUAAAACUGAAGGUCGUGCUACAAGAGGGGAUUUUUCCCAAUGGUUGGAAUACUGGGAUUUAAAUAAAAAAGAUGUGGAGUGA